CGUCCAUUGAAGCAGCUGCCGAUCUUAUCUUUGCAAAAUCUAGACGACAAGUUCCCAUUGAAUCUAGUGUAUUUCAAAAUCAAUCACUAGAUUAUAUAACAAAAAUCGUUGAUAUACUUAAAUUAGAUUUAGUUCAAUUACACGGUGAUGAGCAAUCUGUUACACAACCCGGAUAUAAUGCUUUCUGUUUAUUAGACACGAAACCAACUGGAGUUAAACAUUCUGAGGAAAUGGACAAAUAUUUGAUUGGGAUAGGUAGCAGUGGUUCAGAUUGA
Funneliformis mosseae is the source of this 275-nucleotide messenger RNA. The record is from the annotation of a GenBank genome assembly. NCBI's taxonomy places the organism in Eukaryota, Fungi, Glomeromycota, Glomeromycetes, Glomerales, Glomeraceae.